AUGACACAACGUCUUCUGUUUCUUAUUUUUCUCACUUUAGCAAUCUUAAUUUGCAAGAUAAAUUCUGAUGGUCAUUUUCAUGAUCAUGGACAUGGCCAUUCUCAUGAACAUGGUCAUAGUCAUGGUCACGGACAUUCUCACGAUCAUGGUCAUUCUCAUGAUCAUGAUCACGACCAUGGCCAUGCUCAUGAAGAACCACCUGCAUAUAAAUAUUCUCGAGAAGCAAAUGAACUUCAUCAUGGACAUUCCCAUUCACAUAAUGAAGAAUCAGUAACUUAUGCUCCACCACAUUAUAAUGAAGGUAGUGACGAUGAUGAUGAUGAGGAUGUAACUGCACAAUUUUCUGUUAUGUCUUGGGCAUUACUUUCAACACUUGGAAUAAGUUUAGCACCUAUUGUUAUUUUAUUUUUUAUUCGUGUUAGUAAUACACCAGCACAUCAAUCAUAUUUAAAAAUUCUUUUAAGUUUUGCAUCUGGUGGUUUAUUAGGUGAUGCAUUUUUACAUUUAAUUCCUCAUGCAAUGUCAUCUUAUGGUAGUGAUCAAGAUAAUGAACAUGGACAUUCUCAUUCUCAUGAACAUAAUCAAUCAGCUGAUUUUCGUGUUGGUAUAUAUAUUCUUUUAGGAAUAUUUCUUUUUCUUAUUGCUGAAAAAUUUGUUCGACACUUUAAAGGUCAUGGACAUUCCCAUGGUCAUACUCAUCAACAAACUGCAGCUGUUAUACCAAAGCAUAGUGAUGAUGAGGAUGACGAUGACCAUGAUGAUAAAAAUGGUAAAAAAAAAAAAGAAAAAAAAACAAAAGCUGAAAAACAAUCAGUCGAAGUAGUACAGAGUAAUAUGAAAAUAUCUGGCUAUUUAAAUUUAAUUGCUGAUGCUCUUCAUAAUUUUACUGAUGGAUUAGCUAUUGGUUCAUCAUAUUCAAUGGGACGAAAACUUGGCUCAGUAACAACAUUUGCAAUAUUUCUUCAUGAAAUUCCACAUGAAAUUGGUGAUUAUGCUAUUUUAAUUCAAAAUGGUUGUAGUCGAAAAAAAGCAAUGCUUUUACAAUUAACAACAGCUAUCGGUGCUUUACUUGGUUGUUUAAUUGGUCUUUUAUUUCAUUCAGCUGGUGCAAAAAUAUGGGCAGCACAAACAUUUCUUCCAAUAACAGCUGGCGGUUUUAUUUAUAUAGCAACUGUUAGUGUUAUACCAGAAUUAUUAGAAACAAAUACUGGAUUUAAACAAUCAGUGUUAGAAAUGAUUGCUCUCAUUGUUGGUGUGGGUUUUAUGGUUUUUGUUUCAAUUUUUGAGUGA
Molecule: messenger RNA, 1290 nt
Organism: Rotaria sp. Silwood1
Lineage: Eukaryota; Metazoa; Rotifera; Eurotatoria; Philodinida; Philodinidae
Source: the annotation of a GenBank genome assembly